AUUAGGUUCGGAAAACUAACAGUAUCGUUGUCCAACAAAGAGGAUCUUUAUGUGGAAAAAUUGUCGAGAUUAGGGGCUUAUGUCGCGGAAUCGAUUCCUAAGUUCGUUCAAAAAGUCGAAGUCAGUCACAUGCGCGAACUUGACGUCUUUAUCCACCCGGACGGUAUCAUCCCGGUGAUAUCCUUCCUUCGCAACAAUCACAAUACCCAAUUUGGUGCUCUCAUUGACAUAACAGCCAUGGAUGUCCCGGCUCGACCCUUCCGAUUUGAGGUUGUCUAUAAUCUCCUCUCUUUGCGUUACAAUUCCAGGGUUCGUGUCAGAACUUAUACGGAUGAGCUGACACCAAUUAGCUCCAUCUGCGAUCUGUACCAAGCUGCAAAUUGGUAUGAACGGGAAGUAUGGGACAUGUAUGGCGUCUUCUUCUCCGACCAUCCUGAUCUGCGCCGCAUCCUCACAGACUACGGUUUCCGAGGCCACCCCCAGCGCAAGGACUUCCCGCUUAGCGGCUACACAGAGGUCAUGCGUUAUGAUGAGGAGUUGAGACGCGUCGUCAUCGAACCUGUUGAAUUGGCGCAGGAGUACCGCAAAUUCGAUUUCAAGGCUCCGUGGGAAAGUUUUGCUAAGUUCCGUGACCCCGAACACAACACGGCCAAGAUCGCCAAUGUUGAAGAAACCCAGAAGGCGAAGGAGCUUCCCGAUAAAUAG
Messenger RNA from Hydatigera taeniaeformis, 705 nucleotides. The record is from the annotation of a GenBank genome assembly. NCBI's taxonomy places the organism in Eukaryota, Metazoa, Platyhelminthes, Cestoda, Cyclophyllidea, Taeniidae.